GGCCGGGGGCACGGGCUAGGGGCUGUGGGGACGUGUGGAGCCGGGCCAGGGCGGUGGGACAGCCGAGGGUGUAGCGCCGGGCGGUGCCUUGACCCUGCUGCCCUCGCGGGCAGGGGCACGCUGUUGCUCCCCGAGCCCCAUGAAGCUGCGGGACGCCCCGUCCGCCUGCCCGUCCCUGUGGCGGUACCUGCCGUGCCCGCCCGCCGAGCUGCGCCUGGACCUGGUGCUCUCCUCGGGACAGAGCUUCCGGUGGUGGGAGAGCAGCCCGGGGGCCUGGACGGGUGUGCUGGGGGGCCGCGUCUGGACACUACGGCAGGACGGCGACCGGCUCUGGUACACGGUGUACGGCGAGGAGGAUGAGCACAAGGAGGAGGAGGAGCGGGAUGGGUGCCCCGCCAAAGCAGCGAACUUGGACGUCGCCGAGACGGACCGGAUCCUGCGCGACUACUUCCAGCUGGACGUGGGGCUAUCGGCCCUGUACCGUGCCUGGGCGGUGGCCGACCCCCUGUUCCGCAAGGUGGCCAAUGAUUUCCCAGGGGUGCGGGUGCUGCGGCAGGACCCAGUCGAGUGCCUCUUCUCCUUCAUCUGCACCUCCAACAACCACAUUUCCCGCAUCACUGGCAUGAUCGAGCGUCUCUGCCAGGCCUUCGGCCGCCGCCUCUGCUGCCUCGAUUCCCGGCCCUUCCAUGCCUUUCCGUCCCUCUCGGCACUCGCAGGUGCUGAUGCCGAGACCCGGUUGCGGGCGCUGGGCUUCGGGUACCGGGCCAAGUUUGUCAGCGGAAGUGCUCGGGCCAUCGCCGAGGGGCUCGGCCCUGAGGGGCUGUGCCAGCUCCGCACCGCGCCCUAUGCCGAGGCCAGGAGGGUGCUGUGUGCCCUGCCUGGCGUAGGUGCCAAGGCGGAGGCGGUGCCGGUGGACACCCACGUCUGGCACAUCGCACGGCAGCGCUACGGCGUGGCGCUGGGCGGCAAGAGCCUCACCCCCCGGGCCUACCAGGAGAUCGGUGACUUCUUCCGGGGGCUGUGGGGCCCUCAUGCUGGCUGGGCACAGGCAGUGAGUACCUCCCUUCCUGCCACCCUUGCCCCCCACCCCAUGCCCUUGCCAUGCCCACCCCGUUAUCUGCCCACUCCAGGUCCUGUUCUGUGCUGACCUCCGCAAGGGCCAGAAGCCAGCCUGCAGCCAGCAGCAGGCCUGGGAGAGCUGAGGCUGGGGACAGCUAUGGGGGUGGGCUCCUCUAGGGACACCCCAGGAAGAACAGUGACUGGAGAGGGACACUGCACCUGCUGCCAGCCUGGGAUGGAUGGGUGUGGGCAGCUGCCUGUCGCCUGCCCACUGUGUGCAUGGGGGAAGCUGCUGCCCUGGGCAGUGAAGCUGGGGGG
Messenger RNA from Prinia subflava (tawny-flanked prinia), 1377 nucleotides. It is a transcript of the gene OGG1, whose product is annotated as 8-oxoguanine DNA glycosylase. The transcript is spliced from 6 exons. The coding region runs from base 140 to 1147 and encodes 335 amino acids. The record is from RefSeq and is a predicted model, not a curated record. Gene Ontology annotation, biological process: base-excision repair, AP site formation; base-excision repair; nucleotide-excision repair. Gene Ontology annotation, cellular component: nucleus. Gene Ontology annotation, molecular function: damaged DNA binding; 8-oxo-7,8-dihydroguanine DNA N-glycosylase activity. NCBI's taxonomy places the organism in Eukaryota, Metazoa, Chordata, Aves, Passeriformes, Cisticolidae.